AUGGCCUGGACGUCGUUGGCGCUGUUGGCGGUAGCUGGGGGGGGGGGCAGCGGGGUUGAGGCGUCGUGGCUGCCUUCGAUCGGCCCCAAGGUCUUCGACAAGGGGUCCAAGCUGCCGCUUUUCGUUAACGAGCUCACGAGUGUCCGCACGCAGGCUCCGUUGGACCACUACCACGUGGCCUACUGUCGUCCUGAGCACCUCCACGAAAACGCGGAGAAUAUUGGUGCCUAUCUGGAGGGGGACCGGGAAGAGAACUCGCUUUACGACCUUGAGGUCGGGGUGCUGCAGGCAUGCAGAGUUCUCUGCAGCAAGACCCUCAAGCCUCAGGAGCGAUAUAUGUUUGCCAGCGUGAUCCGCGAUGGAUACCAGUCUCACAUGUCCAUCACACACCUACCUGCGGCGUACGACCCGAAACCGGACGGUAAGGCGGGUAAGCUGACCGAGACCCCCGUGACCACCUCCAUGACGGACGACCAAGAGCAUGUUUACCAGAGGGGUUUCCCCGUGGGAUUCCGUGCGGCGGAUGGCAAGGCUUUCCUGAACAACCACCUUCGCUUCACGGUGGCCAUCAACGCUAGGGAUAUCGAGGAGACUCAGUUUCACAUCGUUGGUUUCCUGGUGGAGCCAAUGUCGGUGGUUCACGAGUUCCAGACACCCUACCAUGAAGGGGCGUUUAUCGAGACUUGCAGCGAACAAGGGUACACCACCAACGAUCCUAGCCGUUACCUUAACGCGGAGUACGAGGGCGAGAUCCUCUUCACCUACGACGUCACUUGGGACUACACCACCAUGCCGUGGACGCAGAGGUGGGACAUCUACACGAGCGGGGCCGUGGACAACCAGAUCCACUGGUUCAGCAUCACCAACUCUUCGGUGAUUGUCAUGUUCCUCACCGUGCUAGUGGCCAUGAUCAUGGUCCGUGCCCUCAGGAAGGACAUCCAGCGCUACAACGCAGAGGACAUGGAGGAGGCCAACGAGGAGACUGGCUGGAAGCUCGUUCACGGCGAUGUCCUCAGGCCCCCCACCACGGCUCCCAUGCUCUUCGCGGUCUGCGUGGGAACGGGUGUACAGCUGUGGUCGGUGAGCUUCCUGGUGCUGUUCUUCAGCGUCAUGCGACUUGUCAGCCCCCUCAAGCGCGGGGACAUGCUGACCGUGUGCCUCUUGAUCUACGUCCUCACCGGCGGCAUCGCCGGGUACAACUCCGCCAAGAUUCACCGUCGAUUCCGCGGCACCGAGUGGAUGAAGAUGACUCUCCUGACAGCGUUCUCGUUCCCGGCCCUGGCGGGGUCGGUGUUCGUGCUGGAGGGGAUCCAGCAGUGGUUCAUCGGCUCCACGGGGGCGGUGCCCGUCCGCAUCCUGGUGCUGCUGGUGGCGAUGCUGCUGUUCGUUCAGACCCCUCUCGUCUUCCUCGGGUCGUUUUACGGCUUCAAGAAGGAACAGCCGCCGCAGGUGGUAAGAACGAACCAGAUCCCCCGCAUGAUCCCCCAGACGCCAUGGUACGUCGACCCCAAGGUGGCCGUUCCCUUCGCAGGCGUGCUGCCCUUCGGGGCCGUGCUGGUGGAGCUGGUGUUCGUCAUGACGGCCAUGUGGGAGCAGCAGCUAUACUACAUCUUCGGGUUCUUGAUGUCCGUCAUGCUUAUCCUCACCGUUACCUGCGCCGAGAUCAGCAUCGUGAUGUGCUACUUCCAGCUCUGCUCCGAGGACUACCGCUGGUGGUGGCGCUCACUGCUGUGGUCCGGGUCGUGCGCAGGCUGGAUGUUCAUCUACUCUGUUGGGUACUACUUCACCGUGCUUAACAUGAGCGGGUGGAUGGCAGCAUCGCUGUUCUUCGGCUACACGUUCGUGAUGACGUCGUGCUUCUUCCUGUUGACGGGUACCGUGGGAUACUUCUCCUGCCAGUGGUUCAUUAACGUCAUCUAUUCCUCCAUCAAGGUGGACUAAUUUUACCUUUUGAGGGGAGUUGCCGUUACGAAACGGGAUGGUUUCUGUUGCGAUUUGGUCCGGCAGCACCCGCUAGUGGUCUGGGCGCGCGGGUGUAAUUUGUUUCAAUGUGUUUUCAAUUUUGGCGCUCUGUAUGCGUAUGAACUGCAGCGGUUUGUUGGGGGCGCUUAGUCCGAGGAGGGGUAUUCCUUUCAACCACGCGAGAUCUACAAAAUCUUGGUUCCUUGAAGCCCCCUUGGCUGACGCAUGGGCUACCUCGUAUGCUUGGGCUUUUGGUUGGGCGGAAGAUUGCUCCUUUGGAAUGCGGCGAAAUUUGGUAUGCCCUCUCCGCGUUGUGGGCGGUGUAGCUGUGAGGCCUCCCUAUACCGGCUUUGAUUUUCGUCGGAGGUUGUUUUUCUUUUGGUGCCGCCGCCGUCGGUUCUGGUUCCUCAGUCGUCGGUGUAGUGUUUGCGACGUCGGUUGUCGGUUCGGUCUAUCUACCCUUGGCGUUGCUCAGCACGGUGCGGUAUAUAGAGUCGAAAGAAGCCAGACGAAAACGACGAGGGCUGUAGCCUGCAGCGAUACAAGAGCGGCCUUCGAAGGCAGAAAGAAGAGAAGAGAAUCGGAGGGAAUGGACGCUUGGUGACGUCAGAGGGGGAGUGAAGAAGGGCGGGCCAAUCAGAGUUGAACAGGACCUGCCGGCAGUACGCUAGGCGUGCCUACAAGUGCAGGGAUAGCUUGCGGAAGUAUGGAGCUCUCGUAACGAUUGGCUCCAUCAAAAUGCGUGUUCAAGCAGGCGGAAGGUACGAUGAUUUUGUGUGCUUGGUUUUUGGCGCUACCUUUACUCUCCACUCCCAGCGCCUCGCGCGUUAGGGUUGCAGUUGGUACGGUGGACUUGCGACACGGCGGGGCUCCCAUUUCCGUGCUUCUCUCCUCUACUGAACAUCCGGUUUUGCAUCUGCGGGGCAGGCGCGCCUAUGUACAACGCGCACCAUUUCGGGUGAUUUCGUGUCUUGUGCGGAGGGAGGAAAAUGCGAUCGCUCAACUGCUGGAGGUCGGAAAGUUAGCUUCUCAACUCGCGGAGAGUCGCACUCGCGAAGAGUCGCAAGUAAGCACGACGCCGAGCGGUUGAGUCCUUUGUUUGCGCCGUCGAGGAGGGGGUCUGCUUUCCGUCAUGCUUGGCCGUAGCGUCGUGGCUGGCAUUCAGUCGACCCUCGCACCCCUUUGGCGUCGGACUAUUUUUUUCCUUCGGAACUUUUGGACCACAACAGGGUGUUUGCAUGGGGGGGGCGGAUCUGCACCAGGCACAUGUAGUGCCCGAUGGUUUUGGGGGGGGGCAGCUAGAGCAGAAUGUGGGUUGCAGCCCCAUGAGAUGUUUGCCACCGCAGUGGAUAACUAAAAUCGUUGUUGU
Ectocarpus siliculosus is the source of this 3331-nucleotide messenger RNA. The record is from the annotation of a GenBank genome assembly. NCBI's taxonomy places the organism in Eukaryota, Phaeophyceae, Ectocarpales, Ectocarpaceae.